AUGCAUAGCAGGUAUGUGUGCAAAGAAGCGAGCCAAAGUGAUCGGUUCUGGUGUGGUGUCUGCGCAGGCCAGAGGAACAUUCUGAUCACGAGCGCGCUGCCGUAUGUGAACAACGUGCCCCACCUGGGAAACAUCAUUGGCUGCGUGCUGAGCGCGGACUGCUACGCGCGCUACUGCCGAUCCCGGGGCUACAACUGCAUCUACGUCUGCGGUACCGAUGAGUACGGGACCGCCACAGAGACCAAGGCGCUGGAGGAGGGGCUCACAUGCCAGGAGAUCUGCGACAAGUACAACGCGAUCCACCGGGACAUCUACCAGUGGUUUGACAUCGACUUUGACAAGUUUGGCAGGACGCCCACGUGGCAGCAGACCGAGAUUGCACAGGGCAUCUACAGUGUGCUGGAGGAUGCAAAACAGCUGGUGGAGCAGGAGAGCCAGCAGCUGUACAGCGAGGCUGCCGGCAAGUUCCUGGCCGACCGCUUCGUGACUGGAACCUGCCCGAAGUGCGCAUACGAGGACGCCCGGGGUGACCAGUGCGACCAGUGCGGCAACCUGCUGGCAGCGGAGGAUCUCAUAAACCCCAAGUGCAAGCUGACGGGGACGGUACCAGUCCUGCGUCCCACCAAGCACGUCUACCUGGAUCUGCCCUCGCUGACACCUCAGCUGCAGGCUUACAUCACCUCCUCCUCCCAUGCCGGCGGCUGGUCCUCCAACUGUGUGCAGGUGACGAACGCGUGGAUGAGGGAUGGGCUGAAGCUGCGCUGCAUAACGCGCGACCUCAAGUGGGGUACGCCGGUGCCGCGGCCGGGCUACGAGGACAAGGUGUUCUACGUCUGGUUCGACGCCCCCAUUGGCUACAUCUCCAUCACAGCCAACUACACCCACGACUGGAAGGCGUGGUGGCAGAACCCGGAGAAUGUGGACCUGGUGCAGUUCAUGGGCAAGGACAACGUUCCCUUCCACACCGUCAUUUUCCCGGCCACGCUGCUUGGCACGCGCCAGCCUUGGACGCUCAUGAAAUCUAUCAGCGUCACCGAGUACCUCAACUACGAGGGCGGCAAAUUCUCCAAGAGCCGAGGGGUUGGCGUCUUCGGCAACGACGCCAAGGACACCGGCAUCCCCAAUGUGCAUGCACAGGUGUGGCGGUAUUUUUUGCUGAGCAACCGGCCGGAGACGUCCGACACGGACUUCAAGUGGUCGGACCUGGCCGCCAAAAACAACUCCGAGUUGCUUGCCAACCUGGGCAAUUUUGUCAACCGCUCCCUCUCGUUCGCUGCCUCCAGGCAAGCACCUUGCUUCCUCCCAGCUUAUUUGUACGACGGUGUCAUUCCUGCCGGCACAGCCGAGGCGGCGCAGCCGGCGAUUGCCGAGUUGAACGGAAGGGUGGGCCCACUUGUGGAGCAGUACGUGGCAGCCCUGGAGAAGAUCAAGCUCAAGGAGGGCAUCCGCCUCGUCAUGGCCAUUUCCGCAGCCGGCAACAAGUUCUUCCAGGACACGACCCCAUGGGUGGUGGUAAAGGAGAACAAGGAGCACUGCGGAGCUCUGAUCAACGCAUGCGCCGGCCUUUGCGUGCUGCUGGCUGCCCUGGUGGAGCCGUACAUGCCCUCCAUCACACGAAAGGUCCUAGAGCAGCUGAAAUGGGCGCCCGAGGACGCGAGGCUCAGCGAUGGGCUCAUUUCUAAGGCGGGCGCAGUGCACACGAUUGUGCCGGAAGGACACCAUAUGGGGCAGCCGCAGGUGCUGUUCCGCACCAUCCCCAAGGAGGAGGAGGAGGCGCUGCGCACGCAAUUUGCCGGCAGCCAGGCCGACCGCGCAUCAGGGGCCGCAUCCACUGGCGCAUCGGCCGGCGCUGCCGCGGCCGGCAGCGCGCAGAGCAGCGCUAGCAGCAGCAAAGCCCCUGGGAAAGCAAAGGGUGACAAGGGCGGCGGCAAGGGGAAGAAGGCGGACGCGCGGCCGGUGGACCUGUCUCUGCUGGACCUGCGAGUGGGAGUCAUCCGGAAGGCGGAGCGCCACCCGGACGCAGAUUCACUCUACGUGGAAGAGGUGGACUGCGGAGAGGCGGAGCCACGCACCGUGGUGAGCGGGCUGGCAAAGUUCAUUCCCCUGGAGGCCAUGCAGGGGAAGAGAGUGGUUCUGGUGGCCAACCUCAAGCCUGCCAACAUGCGCGGUGUCAAGAGCCAGGCCAUGGUUCUCGCUGCCACCUCCCCCGAUGGCACCAGGGUUGAGCUUGUGGAGCCUCCGGAGAGUGCAGCGCCCGGGGAAAGAGUGACAGCAGAUGGAUUCGAAGCAGAGCCCGAGGAGCAGCUGAACCCCAAGAAGAAGCAGUUCGAGCAGAUACAGCCCGACCUGCUCACAAAUGCUGACUGCCUAGCCUGCUAUAAGGGGCUGCCCUUAAAGUGCAAGGCCGGCCCCUGCAAGGUUGCCUCUAUUGUUGGCGGGGGCAUCAAGUAG
Molecule: messenger RNA, 2451 nt
Organism: Coccomyxa subellipsoidea C-169
Lineage: Eukaryota; Viridiplantae; Chlorophyta; Trebouxiophyceae; Coccomyxaceae
Exons: 14
Coding region: 1-2451 (816 amino acids)
Biological process (GO): methionyl-tRNA aminoacylation
Cellular component (GO): aminoacyl-tRNA synthetase multienzyme complex; cytosol
Molecular function (GO): ATP binding; methionine-tRNA ligase activity; tRNA binding
Source: RefSeq, a predicted model, not a curated record